Messenger RNA from Aspergillus glaucus CBS 516.65, 811 nucleotides. RefSeq lists its product as uncharacterized. The transcript has a single exon. NCBI's taxonomy places the organism in Eukaryota, Fungi, Ascomycota, Eurotiomycetes, Eurotiales, Aspergillaceae. Gene Ontology annotation, molecular function: protein binding. The record is from RefSeq and is a predicted model, not a curated record. The coding region runs from base 60 to 590 and encodes 176 amino acids.
UGAUCUUUAUUCAUCUUUACAACUCACCACAUUCAAAAACACCAUCUUCAUUGUUCAUCAUGAUCUGGAAUACACUGCCGUUAGAAAUCUUUGAGAUCAUCCUCACCUACCUUGAUCUUGGCAGCAUCAAGGCCCUACGUCUAGUUCAUCGGACGUUCAGCGAAAGAUCCAUCGGCCCAUACUUCCUAAGCUUCCUUCGCCAGCCGGACACGGACUUAUCAGAGCAUAGUCUAAAGUCGCUGCGGGCGCUAGCAUUACACCCCAGGCUGAAAUUAAAAGUUCACACGUUGACCAUCCGCGCGGCUUGCUUUGACUCCUCGGAGGCCAAGAAGAUCCUGAAAACUAAAAGAAAGACCAUUACAGAGAGCCAUGGCGCGUUCAUGAUAUCUGAGCGGGAGGAGUGCUCUCCUGAGGAGCUGUCGGAAGUCCAAGCUGAUUUGGACUGGGUCAAGGCACAUAGGAACAUACAAAAUGCCGAAUCGCAAGAGGCCGUCAUUGAUUGUCUACAGUCCGCUCUUUGGCAUACGAUGUCCCGAUUGAGGAUAUUACCUCCUACAUAUCUAGUUUCAGUGGGGAUGACCUCCGUGUGAUUGGAGCAUCGAUCGAGACACUGAAACUGAGCAUGUCCAUGAAGGAUGAGAAAGAACCGGAGGAAACGGAUGCGAAAGACAUUGACUCAGACGAUACUGACAAAGAAGAGACUCAAGACAAAGGCAAAACUCCAGAAUCCGACAAGGCCAGCGGAACUCAAACAGCAUCUGAGGAUGAGAUGCCUGGAAUCGCAAGUCUGUUUCAGGUAUCUCCGAUUCUG